UGGGAUUUUCACGUGAAAUUGAGGGAUGUUGUGUGAAUGUGACCCAAAAAAUCCAUAUGAAACCGAUGAGUCAGUGAGUUUUCCAUUUUCCCCAAAUUACCCCAAUGUUGAGUGUGCGUGUACUCGUGAAAGCCUGGAAAAUUCACCAGUGAAAAGGCAAUGAGACACCAAGAAUUUUCUCAGUUUUCCUUUUGUACGCUCUCGUGAUUGUGCCGUCUUAUAGCGGAGGAUAUCAGUGAAGAAAUUUGAGAGACAAUUUUUCUCACCGCAUCUAACUUUUUCCUUUAGUUCCUCCUGAUUUUUCUUUCCUGCAAAAUUCCUUCUAAAAGAUAUUAUCUUUCUUCAUAUCAGAGUGACUUAAAAAAAGAGCUAAAAUAAAGUGGUUGCAGAAUUAUGUGACGAAGGGUGGAAAGUUGUGAAAAAUUAGGGAUUAAAUAGGGUGAGGGUGUAAAAAAAUUGGGGUUUUAUGUGAGUGCUGAGGUGUUGGAGUGAUGGAAAAAGGUAUUAUAGAACAAUGAUUGGGCAAGAAAUGACAAGGAAGCUAAUGCCCAUGGGACUGUGAAUAAAGUGUUGGAGGAAAUUUGUGUGAAAAAUCCUACGUGUGUGGCUUGGAAUAAAGUUAGCAGAAAAUACAAGCUAUGAGUGGGUGAUUUGGUGGGGUUGCAGAGAGUGUGAUGGGAAGAGUUGGUGCUUGAGAGAACUCGUCUCAGAAAAGACGUGUGUUGUGGAGAAUGCUGAGUUCAUCAUUGAAGGCUGUGGAUGAUACGGUGGAGCUGGAAGUGCUGGAGAUCCGCAGUGGCGAUGGGGGUGGUGGUGAGGCAACAACGGAGGAGGAUGACCUGCGAGCGUGUCAAUCGGCGGCGCCAAGUCGGAAGAAGAAAUUCCGCAAAAUGGGUCGUCGUAAAUCCAAGACACAGAGCUGUGGCAGCCUCUCGAGUCUCACAUCACUUCGUGGUGCUGCUGAGGAGAGUAUGAGGCACAUUUCGGAAUCGGAUGUCAAUUAUUCACCCGAACCGGGUGUUGUCAAGUUUGCUGGGCGCAUUGUGACGAGGGAUGAGCGCGAAAAGUCGGGCAAUUCGCGUAAUACACAAAGUGCCACGUCAACGCUGUCCGCUGAGCCACCGCCACCGGGACGUCUGAGGACGUCGGUGAUUUCGGUGCUGGGAAAAUUGGGUGUUAUUCGGCGCUCAAGUAAAUCAGCCCACAGUGGUGGUGAAAGACGUUCAGCACCGGAGAGACCUUCUCUGGUGUCAUCAUACUUUCGACCAUUUCUCUUUACUGGUACAUGAAUCCAAAAA
Molecule: messenger RNA, 1298 nt
Organism: Lutzomyia longipalpis
Lineage: Eukaryota; Metazoa; Arthropoda; Insecta; Diptera; Psychodidae
Exons: 2
Coding region: 732-1289 (185 amino acids)
Source: RefSeq, a predicted model, not a curated record